Molecule: messenger RNA, 705 nt
Organism: Rotaria sordida
Lineage: Eukaryota; Metazoa; Rotifera; Eurotatoria; Philodinida; Philodinidae
Source: the annotation of a GenBank genome assembly
AUGUCAAAUAUACAAUCAAUGAAUGUCGAUAAUCAAAAUUCAAUGUCAACAAUUGAUAAACAAAUAAUUGAUUCAUCAAAUCGAAAUCAUAUUGAUACAAAUAAACAUUAUAUGAUUAAAACAACAAAUUGGACAGAACGAAUUAAAAAUUAUUUUAUUACUAAUGAUGGUCGAAUAGUAUUAGCUGAUUUUUUUUUUACAUUAUUAUGUGUUAUUCUUCAACAUAUUAUGGGUACAUGUGAACAUUCAAUAAGUAAUGGUACGACAGUUAUUAAAUGGUGUGUUUUUACUCCACCAUUCGGAGCUGGUCCACAUACAGCUGUUUACUUUUUUGUUCUUUCAUGGAUAACUUUAGUUUAUUGUAUUGAACGUAUUUGGAUUUAUUUAAUAACGGAUGUACGUACAUCGAAAAAACGUGAUCUUAUUGUACAUGGAAUAAUUGUUAUUUUAUAUUUUAUUGCAUUGGGUUUUAAUAUUUGGGGUUAUGUUCUAUGUGAAAGUACAAGUCAACUAAAUACAUCGAAAACUUUUACACCAGGUGUUUGUCGAGGAGAUAGUCAAGCAUGUAUUCCAUUGAUUGCUGGUGUUUUAACAUCAUGUGCAGCUGCUUGUGCAUUUUUUUCUGAACAUAUAGUUGCUUUAAUGAAAUUAUUAAGAAAUCGUCAAGAAUCGAAUGGUUCGAUAUCAAAUCGAAUUUUACUUUAA